GGAGUAAACGGGGUGGACGGUCGCGUUUGUGCGAAAAAAUGUCCGGCUACCGGAACUUAUCAUCUACGUGAGCGUGCGGCGAACGGUACUCGGUGAAUGCUCGUGAACGUAGUGUGCCACCGGCGCUAGUGCGUAAAACCGGCUCUGGUCGACUAUUGGCGAGUGGCGGUUCCCCUCUCUGGAAAACGAACGACAAAAGUGUGUGCGUCCUUCCCCCCGGCACGUGCACACGGGCGAAACACGGGGCCCUCACCCUUCGUCGAUGCCCGUUGCUCCGCUCGUCACGGCUAUGACGGUUCGAUCGCGCUGCGUAGUUGCGUGAAAACAAAACGAACGAGACGUAUCGCGCAACGGUGGUGUUGCGUGCCGCUUCUAGGUGGAUCGACCCUACCGCGGAAUCACGCAUCCUUCAAUCGAACAAUUUAACGAGCGCCUUGAACGAACAAUCGAACCUUAGGCGCAAAGGGAACGGAGUCACGGGGAAUCCAGAUGAGAAUGGGAAUUGCCAAGGGGGAAUGAUAGGAUGCAAGAGGGUAAUACGGCCGUUGCGCUAGCGAUGGUGACCCCCGGAUACGAUCAGGACCCUGCGAGUGGGGUCGCCGAUUAUACGACUCAUCAGGAUCAGGCCCAGUUCGAAGCCGACAAGAGGGCCGUUUUCCCGCUGCUGGCGUUACUCUUCGAAAGAUGCGAACAAGCGACCCAGAGCUCGGACAACUCCACGUCCGAAAGCUUCAACAUGGACAUACAGGCUUUUGUCCAGCACCAAGAAAGAGACCGAAAGCCUUUCCUGAUCAAUGACCCCGAGAUUGACGGUUUGAUGAUCAAAGCGAUACAGGUGCUACGUAUUCACCUACUGGAGCUGGAGAAGGUGCAAGAGUUGUGCAAGGACUUCUGCAACAGGUACAUCACGUGUCUGAAGGGCAAGAUGCAGAGCGAGAAUCUGUUACGCAGCGACUACAGCCACCACAGUCACGACAUGGGUCCGUCGAGUGGAAGCAACGGCAGCAGUCCGUUGCAGGUGCUGUCAUCUACAGGCAAUGAUGUUGAGUCGGGAGCUAACGGAUUCAGAGUGAGCCGUGGGGACGCCGUGGCGGAGAACGAUGGCGCGAAUUCGCACACGCGGGAAGAGAGCGUUAAUCACGAUCCACUUUCGUCGGUCCGACCGUCUUCCGCCAUCCAGCGCUCGGGCAAAUCCACUAGCCAGGACCUCGACGAUCCGCUCUCACCGUCCACUAUACAUGGAAGCACGCCUCUCUCGCAAAUCGGGGCGCAUCCAUGCGCCCCGGUUAACGACAUGUAUCUCGGCCAAGAUGACAGUAGCGAGUAUUUGCAGACAAUUUCUGACAGAAUAUAUCUAGAAGAAGCCGGAUACUGGGGAUUAGUUGCGUUGCAAGAGCGAAAAAAUGUGGAAUACGCGGAUACCAGAAAUGUUAACAAUAAAAAGUAUUUCGACAUUACAGUCGCAGCCUCGCCUUCCCCUGCGGCGAGCGAAGAUGAGGAGGAGAGUGCCAGCAACGUGGCUUCGAAUCAUGCUGGGAAUCAUAGAAAUAAUCACGGUAGCGCUAGAAAGGGACGUCAGAAACGGGGUGUCCUACCCAAACAGGCAACCAGCAUCAUGCGAACGUGGCUCUUUCAGCAUUUAGUACAUCCUUACCCAACCGAAGACGAGAAGCGUCAGAUCGCCAGCCAAACAAAUUUAACGUUACUACAAGUGAACAAUUGGUUCAUCAACGCCCGUCGACGAAUCCUACAGCCCAUGUUGGAUGGCGCGGGCACUGACGCGACGUCACGCGCGGGAAAACGUCACAAGACUUCGAAACACGCAGUGCAGCAACAAGCGGCUCAGCAGCAGCAAGCGGGCUGGCAGUCCGAUGAUUCGGCGAGUGAUUCGGGUUCUAGCGACGGUGAGGGAGGUGCCGCUAGAUCGAAAGACGGUAACGAUAGCGAUGAGGAUGAUCUUCACUGACCUCUGUCGAUCACCGAAACGUCAACCUCUUUACGGUACCUUCAAAUCCAGUUGCUCAUUACAGUAUUAAGAUAUUCGGGAAUAGAUAUCGCUUUAACUGUCAAAUACGUAAUUAAUCUUGUGAAAGUUAAGAAUAUGUGGAUAGAGGUUAUCACGCUCUCUGAUCAUUCGAUACUUUGAUAAUAUUCAUCAGCUACCCAACCGUCUGCUUUUUUAUGACAACUGAUUAGAUUUUUAAUCUCGGCUCAUAUAUUAUCCACACGUUAUAAUGGACUGGGAGACGAGAACUGAGAUUGAAUAGGUACUAGAAAGAGCAGCUUACUUUUAAGUACGUCUAACUCGAACGAACAUACAUACAUUUGUAUUAUGUUAUUUGAGAAAUGUUAUUUAUUUUUCAAUGACAAAUUUUUAAGUAAACUGCGCGCAAAUGGUGAAGAUAAAUCUAAGCUUUCUUUGGAAUCACGAUCUUUUGUUAUGUUACUUGUAACAAACAUAUGUUUCUGAUGAUUUAAUCUCUAUGAUGUCUAUUAUUUAUGACGCCUAUGGAUGCGUUCCACUUAAUGCUCGCAACGCUCAUGAAAUUGUUUCAUCUUUGUUGUUUAUGAAAUGUUAAACAAGAUCAAAUAAUGCUCGUGAGUGUUAUAAGCGCCAAAUGAAGAAACGCAUCUUAUGUAAUGUAUGUAAAAGAUAUAUUGUUUUAAAUAUAAUUACGUUAU
Mycetomoellerius zeteki is the source of this 2682-nucleotide messenger RNA. RefSeq names its product homeobox protein PKNOX2. Gene Ontology annotation, biological process: regulation of DNA-templated transcription. Lineage: Eukaryota; Metazoa; Arthropoda; Insecta; Hymenoptera; Formicidae. The record is from RefSeq and is a predicted model, not a curated record. Gene Ontology annotation, molecular function: DNA binding.